AUGAAAAACAAACAGUUAGAAGCUCAGCAGAAACAUUUUGAUGAAAUAAAGCAAAAAAUCUCUGACAUCCAGGAUGAUAUCAAUUCAAUCGAUGUUGCUUUAAAUUCUACAAAUAUUUCUGAAGUGUUCAGUAUUUUGUCUCCAGUGAAUAAAUACAGAAAACUUAAAAAAAAAAUCAUAUUUGGUGUCCCAAAAUUUUCUCCGAAUAAAGUAGAGGAAGAUCAAUUGUAUAAUUUUAAACCUGGUAUUUUAGAAGAGCAUGAAUACAAACUUAUGACAAAAUCACUAUCACCAGAAGCUGGAUCCUCUCCUCCAGUCAAACAGCUGCUUGAUGAACCAGAGACUGUCACCACCAUAAACACUGGGUAUGAUAGAUACCUUUACAAUGUGGCCUGUCUGAGUGAAGACGAAAUCUGGACAAUUGGAAAUGACAGCAUCAUGAAACUCUACAGCAUCAAUCAGGGAUCACAACUUAGGUCUAUUACAACUAAAUCAGGGAAAAGACCAGAGGACAUAGUAUUGACAAAAAGUGGAAAUCCAGUUUAUACUGAUUUCUAUGGUAGAACUGUGAAUAUGGUGAAGAGUGAGAAGACAGUGUAG
Saccostrea echinata is the source of this 600-nucleotide messenger RNA. RefSeq lists its product as uncharacterized. The coding region runs from base 1 to 600 and encodes 199 amino acids. The record is from RefSeq and is a predicted model, not a curated record. Lineage: Eukaryota; Metazoa; Mollusca; Bivalvia; Ostreida; Ostreidae. The transcript has a single exon.